Cimex lectularius (bed bug) is the source of this 2330-nucleotide messenger RNA. RefSeq names its product dnaJ homolog subfamily C member 7 (gene Tpr2). NCBI's taxonomy places the organism in Eukaryota, Metazoa, Arthropoda, Insecta, Hemiptera, Cimicidae. Gene Ontology annotation, molecular function: protein binding. The record is from RefSeq and is a predicted model, not a curated record. Bases 541 to 2106 code for a protein of 521 amino acids. The transcript is spliced from 12 exons.
UGUUAUUUCAUGUCCAAGAAUUUCAAAUAUACUUACGAUUAAUAAACAAACGAGAAAAUUAAACGUUUUGAUAUUACAACGCGUUUAAAUUUUAGUCAAACAUCUUUUUUUCCUCGAUAAGUUCCCACCAUUUUUGCGGGUAGAACAGCUCUGGCUGUGUAGUUUUUUUUCUUGAUCUAAGUUUUUGGGGUUUAAUUCUUUCAGUUUAAAAUUUUCAAACAAUAAUCUAGACGGAAACACCUGAAACACUAUUAAACAACUUUAACAAUGGCACAUGACGUAUUUUUUUUUACUUGUAAUAAAUUUAAAUAGAAAAACGUAAAAGAUAAAAAUAGACAACAACAACAACUAAAAUAUGGAUAUUGUUUACAUUUGGCCUAGCACUUAUUGUGGGUAACCAGUUACGCCUGCGUACCUCGGCCCCUUCUCUUUUGUCCGACACCUUCUUUAGGCCAUUAUCAGAAACAUACAGAAGAAAUCUAAGUUUUCUCUCAGUAACACAAUUCAAAUCAAAUCAAAUCAAAACUUUAGAAGUGAAUAAUGGCCGUCACAAUCGAAAACGUUGAUUUGGAACUGAACGAAGACAAAGAUGAAGUCAUGCCGCCAGUCAGCGAAAAGGUGGCAGAAACUAAGAAGGAAAUGGGAAAUCACCUGUACAAGAUCAAACAGUAUGGCAAGGCCUUGAGUUACUACACAGAAGCAAUUAACCUUUGUCCUGAGAAUGCAGCCUACUAUGGAAACAGGUCGGCAUGUUAUAUGAUGCAAGGUCAUUAUAAUUUGGCUUUAUCUGAUGCACAUCAGGCAGUUGCCUUAGAUCCUAAAUUUGUUAAAGCUUGGAUUCGGAUUGCUAAAUGUAACCUAGCUAUUGGAGACACCGCAGCAACUGAAAAUGCUAUUGCAAAAGUUAAGGAACUUGAUGAAAAAAACACUUCGCUGGCAGUGGAUGUAAAAAAUUUAGAAAUGUUUAAACUUUACAGCAAUGAUGCUCACAAGGCUUACAACUCUAAAGACUUCAGAAAAGUAGUAUUCUGCCUGGAUAGAGCUUUAGAAAUUGGGGUUGCAUGCACAAGAUUUAAAGUUCUUAAAGCUGAGUGCUUAGCGCUGCUGGGGCGGCUUCAGGAGGCUCAAGAAUUGGUCAAUGACGUUCUCACCAAAGACAAACAAAAUGCAGAUGCAAUUCUUGUCCGAGGAAUGUGCUUUUAUUAUCUAGACAAUGUCAGUCGAGCAUUUGAUCAUUUCCAACGGGUUUUAAAAUUGGCUCCUGAUCAUACUAAAGCAAUGGAUAUUUAUAAGAAAGCAAAAGCUUUAAAGCAAAAGAAAGAAGAAGGAAAUGAAGCCUUCAAUGCUGGGAAAAACAAAGAAGCUUAUGAUCUAUACAGCGAAGCAUUGCUUAUAGACCCAAAUAACAACCUAACAAAUGCCAAACUAUAUUUCAAUAGAGCAACAGUGUCGUCAAAACUUGGGCGGUUGAAUGAAGCUAUAGCUGAUUGUACAGCAGCUCUUGCUCUUGACCCUGAUUAUUUAAAAGCCCUACUAAGAAGAGCUAAGUGCUACAUGGAUCUGCAACAGUUUGAAGAAGCCGUGCAGGAUUACAAAAAGGCAACAACAAUGGACAAAUCCAGAGCUACAAAACUUCUAUUGAAUGAGGCUGAAAUGGAAUUAAAAAAAUCUCAAAGAAAAGACUAUUAUAAAAUAUUGGGAGUUGAUAAAAAUGCCACAACAGAAGAUAUAAAGAAAGCAUAUAGGAAACGGGCACUUGUUCACCACCCUGAUCGUCAUGCAAAUGCAUCAGAAGGUGAAAAGAAAGAACAAGAAAAGAAAUUCAAAGAAGUUGGAGAAGCAUAUGGAAUCCUUUCAGAUCCUCAGAAAAGAACCAAAUACGAUAAUGGUAGCUUGGUUUAUGACGAUUGCUUUGGAGGAAUGUCAGGGGCUGCUGAUGUGUUUCAGAAUUUAUUCACCAAUGCAGGUCCUCAUAUAUUCACUCAUACCUUCCCCGGUGGUGAAGCUGCAUUUCAGGAACGGAUGUUCCAAAGUUUCUUCAAUACUGGUCCUCAUAUGUCCACUCAUGAAUUCCCUGGUGCCACAUUUACAUUCCAAACCUCAUAAACUGAAUUACCUAGUUACAUUGAAGUAUAGAAAGUUGUUUGUUUUUCUGUAAAUUAUACAUUGUUUAUUUGUUCCUAUAUUGAUUUCAUGGCAUCAGUUUGGUAAUAAAAAAAAAAUUAUGUUUGAAAAUACAAAAGUAUAAUAAUUUUCAAUUGUAAAUACAUCAAAACUGUAUAUAUGUGUGCGACUUAUUAUAAAGAUAUGUUUUUUGUUUGUUUUUCUAA